Molecule: messenger RNA, 1794 nt
Organism: Durio zibethinus
Lineage: Eukaryota; Viridiplantae; Streptophyta; Magnoliopsida; Malvales; Malvaceae
Source: RefSeq, a predicted model, not a curated record
CUAGUGCCAUAAGCUCUUUGAAGCAGAAGUUAUAGGAAAAAUAUGGGUUUGAAGUACAUUUGCAGCUGCUCCAAAUGGAGUUUUCUUGCAAUUGUUUUUGUAGCUGAAUUGGCUUUCCAUGGCCUUAGUUAUGCAGAAAAAGCUCCUAAUUUCAGCUUUAUCCAAGAAGCAACCUCGGCUCCGGCAUUCUCAUUCUAUGACUACAUAAUCAUUGGAGGAGGAACCGCUGGCUGCCCUUUGGCCGCAACCCUUUCAACACGAGACGCAAACGUUCUAGUCUUGGAAAGAGGGGGAUCUCCAUAUGUCAACACGACUAAAAUAAGGGCAGAAAACUUUUUCCCUACUCUUACAGACACCUCUCCCGAUUCAUUCUCUCAAGCUUUCAUCUCCGAGGAUGGGGUUUCCAACAACCGAGCACGCGUUCUCGGUGGAGGAACAGUCAUUAACGUGGGGUUUUACUCACGUGCCGAAACAUUCUUCCUAAAGCAAACGGGCUUGGAUGAAACAUUAGCCAAUGAGUCUUACAAGUGGGUUGAAAACAAGUUGGUAUACAAGCCAGUUGUGUUGCAAUGGCAAUCGGCAGUGAGAAACGGGUUGCUUGAAGUUGGGGUUUUGCCUGAUAAUGGGUUUACGUAUGACAAUAUUAAUGGAACUAAAACUGGUGGAACUAUUUUGGAUGGAAAUGGAAAUAGACAUACUGCUGCUGAUUUGCUUGAAUAUGCUAAUCCAAGGAGGAUUAAAGUUUACUUGCAUGCUGUUGUACAAAAGAUCAUAUUUACGACGACAAUGAUAAAAGUUGGAUCGAGACCAAAAGCUGAGGGGGUGAUCUUUUACGAUGCAAAUGGAGUAAAGCACAUGGCAUUCUUGAAAAAUGACUCGAGGAAUGAGAUAAUUUUGUCGGCAGGUGCAAUUGGAAGUCCACAAUUACUAUUGCUGAGUGGAAUUGGUCCUGCAGCUCGGCUCCAGGGACUGGGUAUCAAGGUGGUGCUGAAUCAGCCCAUGGUGGGCCAAGAGAUGGCUGAUAAUCCAUUAAACGGUCUUAUAAUUCCUUCUCCACUGCCCAUUGAGCUCUCACUCACUAAAAUUGUGGGUAUCACCAAUUUCGGUAGCUAUCUAGAAUCAAUCAGUGGGUUUGAUUUUUCUGCCCUUUCUGUUUCUGGAACUCAGAGGCUAGCCGACGACUUCACCACAAUUGCAAAUCUGACAGGAAAAAACUCUAUGGCAUUCGAACAAGAAGUGGCUAAUUCAACAACAAAUCUUGGAUUUAUAGUAGAGAUGGUUAAUGGUCCAAUCUCAAAGGGUUAUCUUGAGCUUCAAAACACAAAUGCCAGUGACAAUCCGAAGGUAAGAUUCAAUUACUUCCAGGCACCCGAGGACUUAAGGAAGUGUGUCCAAGGCGUGAAAACCCUUAUAAACGUAGUAAAUUCCAAAUCAUUCUCGAGGUUCCGUUAUAGAAACACAACCACACAAGAUCUGCUAAAGAUGAUGGUGAACAUGCCAGUGAACCUGAGACCAAAACACCCUAAUUCGGCAAUGUCCUUGGAACAAUAUUGCAAUGACACCGUGAUGACACAGUGGCAUUACCAUGGAGGUUGCCAAGUUGGAAAGGUUGUUGAUCGAGAUUACAAGGUCCUUGGUGUGGAUAGCCUCAGGGUUAUAGAUGCUUCUACCUUCAGUUUCUCCCCUGGAACUAAUCCUCAGGCCACGCUUAUGAUGCUUGGAAGAUAUAUGGGACGAAAAAUUUUGCAAAGUAGGAGAAGACGAUCCAAUCUUGUUUCAUACAAGAUUGCAUGA